GAAAGCCGUAAAGAAUAUCCAUUUUUUUUUAAAAAAAAAAACUUUUUUUUACCAAGCAGGAAAAAAAAACAAUCUUUAUUUUCUCUCUCUUCAGGAGAGAGAAAGAAACAGUGGAGAUUUCUUGUUGAAUUGAAUUUACCUGGUUUAACGUCGUCGCAUCUGGGGUUUGUGUGACAAAGUAACGUAAACUUGUUUCAUGCUGGGUUUCUUUGUCUUGGGGUUGUUUUUCUUCGUGUCCUCUUGAUUGGUUCAAAGUUUUUAUUUUUUUUCUCGGGAAAAUUCUGUUCGACUUUCCGAGAAAGUUUUGUCAGAUUCUCAGAGAGAGAGAGAGAGAGAGAAAAUUAAAGGGCAAAAAAGAAAAUCCGCAGAACCACCAAUGGAUUUUUGUGAUCAUCCGUAUCGAUUCUUUUGCUCACAAGUCUUGUCCGUUUUCUGUUUGAUCAUCCAUAAGGGAAUAGCAUAAAUUUUCCCUGAUUAUACUCUCAAAGCCUAGAUUUUUCUGUUGGAUCCUUGGUGAGGCAUUGAAAUUCCUGGGUAGUUUGUGAUUUUUGUGUCCAUUUCUAAUUAAUCCCCUUCCUUGUCUCUCACCCGAUUCAUAACAAAACUUGGGAACUCGUUGUUUUCCGGGAAAAAUCUCUGGGAAAGUGAGAGAAAAGUGGUUUUCAGCGUCUAGAGAUUUUCCGCUGUGCGGAAAAAAUUCAGCCGGGAUUCCAUUUAUCCUUCCUAAGCAGCUUCAGUUUCCAGGGGAAGAAAUCGAGUAGAAUCCGAUUUCUGGAUCCAAAAACCGGAUCUGAAAUCGAUUUUUUUCCCAAUCGACGAUGACGAAAAUGAAACCAUCGGGUUCGUUGGAUAGCUGGAGAGACUAUUUUCGACGAGCAGAUUCCGAUAUCUUCGAGAUCAUCGAUCACGCAGUCAUGGUUGCAGCCACAGAUUGUCCGAAAGAGUUCAAGUCUCGGAGAGACAGAAUCGCCGAGCUUCUGUUCUCUUGCAGAGUGAGCAGAUGCACCGGAUGCGACCAUCUCGAGCUGUCCGUUCCUGGCGACGACGAAGCCAACCGUGGACGGAAAAUCGCCGUAAACGCCGACAGGGACGAUGAUGAUGAUGAUGGCGUUGGCAACGAUAAUGAUGAUGAUGAUGGGUAUAAUGGGUUUGAAGCUGGUGGUAGUAAAGAGAGCAAGGCUAAUAGUAGCAGAGGCGAUAACCAUAUCGACGAGACAACGAAUUUGAACAUCAAUCAGAUUGUAAGCAAUUACAGCUAUGGCGAAGCUGAGGCCUUGAGUGAUGAGAUUGAAGAGACGACUGUGAUUCUUGGGGAGGUCACAAGGAUCAAAGAUAUCCUGCUCAACAGUGAAGAACAGCCAAAAUCUACACUUUUCGAUUCGUUGAGGAAGCUCCAGUUAAUGUCAUUGAGUGUAGAUGUUCUGAAGGCUACUGAAAUCGGGAAAGCUGUUAAUGGCCUGAGAAAACAUGGUUCUGAUAAGAUUCGCCAUCUUGCAAAGACCCUCAUCGCAGAGUGGAAGGAGCUGGUGGAUCAGUGGGUGAACACCACAAGGGAAAUAGCUGGUGCUGGCGACACGCCAGAGUCUGCAAACCCUUCUGUAGUUGAUGAAGAAGAAGGGCUUCCCUCUCCUCCAAUGGACGAGGGAGCUCUCUUUGCCACUGGACAUGUCGGAUUAGAACUCGGACAGUUCUUUGAUGGCAUGGAGGAUUUCGACGGAAAUCCUCGGAACUCUGGGGAAUACAGUAAGAACCGAGACAACGAAAGAAACCCGCAAAAUAUCGCGAAGAGGAGAUCCGAGGUCACAAAUAAAGCAAGAAUAGUUGCUAAGGACAACAACAGCUGGAGACAGGAAGCUCCUGUUAGAUCUAUUAAACCCGACGAGCCGAGAAGAGCCCUUAAGCAAAGUAUAGAAGAGAGGAGAAAAUCCGAAAAACCCGUGAUCCAAAGGAGACAGCUUUCUGUUGCAGAGCAGAGGCCAAAAGUCUCGGGUCACGAAGAAGAGAAACUCAAAGGUCUGGCCGAAGAUGCAAAGUUUGAGUUCACAAAGAGGAAACUUCAGGAGAGCUACCAGCAACACGAGAACGCCAAGAGGCAGCGGACGAUACAGGUGCUGGAAACAAUCCCGAAACAAGGCAAUGCCCAGAAACCGCAGUUCAAGAGACCUGGCUUGAACAACCGGCAUUGGGCUAACGGGCGAAGAUAGUCGUUUUCCGGGUUAACGAUUCAUACGAUACACAGUUUUCAUGUAAUCCUCUCUCGGGUUACCAUCAUCAUCAUCAUCAUCAUGCCCGGAAGAAUCAAAGGAAAGCACAUUACAGAAUAACCUUCUUCACUACACAUUACAGUGAAAACCUGCACCGGGAGGGAAUUAAGGUAAAGAUUUGUCUAUCAAGAGAUCAGACACAAGCUAAGUUGUGAAACACAUUGUUAUGCUGUCUGAAUUCACCAUUGCAUAUAGGCAACUUCUGCAGUUUUUUUUUUUGUUGUAAUUUUGCCCUUCCUGGUUAGAGUUCCGGUAUAGUCCCGGUCCGAUCCGGUUCGGUUUGAGAGAGAAAGGUGAUUUGUAAAGAAAACCCGACUUCGAGAUAACCAUCUAUCUCUUCUUCACCUAACUUGACGAGCAAACAAACCACGUGAUUGUUUGGGGAAAGAUUUGCAGAAAAGAAUUGUAGAUAUUAUUAAAUA
Molecule: messenger RNA, 2686 nt
Organism: Tarenaya hassleriana
Lineage: Eukaryota; Viridiplantae; Streptophyta; Magnoliopsida; Brassicales; Cleomaceae
Product: probable mediator of RNA polymerase II transcription subunit 26b
Exons: 9
Coding region: 819-2204 (461 amino acids)
Cellular component (GO): nucleus
Source: RefSeq, a predicted model, not a curated record